AUGCUUGCAGUGAACUCCACAAGCAUUUCAAACGCAUACUUGCCCGCCGCGAACCACCAAGGCCGUUUUAAUACCCUACUCUGCAAGGCGAGUCGACUGUUAAGCAGCAGAAGCCGAGAUAUAUAUGUUGAUUCGUAUCGACCGGCAGUUUCACGUGUACAAUUUAGUCGACCCGACUUCCCAGCUAGCACUAGAACCCAAGGUCUGCCGCUCUUCGUCUACCAACCCACAACUGCUAAUUUUCUGCAGGCUCGCGAGAGAGUGAUCAACGUCGCAGUCACGAGCGGCGUUGUAGCAUAUCAGGACUAA
Messenger RNA from Alternaria atra, 309 nucleotides. RefSeq lists its product as uncharacterized. Lineage: Eukaryota; Fungi; Ascomycota; Dothideomycetes; Pleosporales; Pleosporaceae. The transcript has 2 exons. The record is from RefSeq and is a predicted model, not a curated record. Bases 1 to 309 code for a protein of 102 amino acids.